UACAUUUAUGUGGCUAUGGAUAGGGCUAAAGAAGCCAUUGUAAAAUCAUUUGGGGGAGUAGAAGAUAAAUACUCAGAUAUUUUUGAAAUAAUUGAUAAGAGGUGGAAUGUUCAACUUCAUCGCCCUUUGCAUGCAGCAGGUUAUUAUUUGAAUCCAGAAUAUUUUUAUUCAAAUUCGAAAAUUGAAGAAGAUGAAGAGAUUGCAAAGGGUUUGUAUGCAUGCAUUGCAAGGUUAGUCCCGGAUGUCAAAGACCAAGACAAAAUUACUGAGGAGCUGUCCUUAUAUUCUAAAGCUGAGGGCCUCUUUGGUAAUCCCUUUGCUAUUAGACAGAGAAGUACACGAGGACCAGCCAAUUGGUGGGAAGCUUAUGGCAAGUCAACAAAACUUCUCCAAAAGUUUGCUAUAAAGGUUUUAAGCCUUACUUGCAGUUCUUCUGGUUGUGAACGAAAUUGGAGCGUGUUUGAGCAUCUUCAUAACAAGAAAAGAAAUAGGCUCGCUCAAACAACGUUGAAUGAUUUAGUGUUCAUCAAAUAUAAUAGAGCAUUGAGGCGUCGAUAUAAUAUGCGUGACACUCUUGAUCCCAUUUUACUCGAUGACAUUGAUGAGAGCAACGAGUGGUUGACGGGGAGGGUGGAUGAUUCUAAUGCAGAACAUGAUCUAGUCUAUGAAGAUGAUUCCUUGACAUGGGGUGAUGUUGCUAAUUUUGCUGGUAUUGGAGAGGCAAGCAGGCCGCAACGGUCUACUAGAUCAAAAUCUAGUUCUAGUUCACGGUUACCAACAAAAGGAGCAGGAAGUUUUUCAGUUCGACUUGUGGAUGAGGAUGAGGAUGAUUCAGAUGAGAUAGAAGAGGAUCCUGAGAAUUAUGAAUCAUUUAGUGACGAUCAAAAUGAUGUUAUGCUUAUUGAUGACGAGGAUGAUAUUUAGAUUCAUUGGUGUUGUCUUCUUAGGAAGAAUGAUGUUUAUGUUUGUUUUACUUUUAUCUUAUACUUCUCCUUAGUUGACUUUUGCAUCUUUAUGUUAAUAUGUUUGAUUAUUCACUGUUUUGAACUCAAGUACUUGAUUUACUUGGUUUUGGCAUCUUUAUGUUGAAUAUUUAACUUAAGUAAUUCAUUUAGUUGACUUUUACAUCUUUCUAUAUAUUAUUGCAUGAUUUGCAUUUUUAAUACUUUAUUGGGUGGGUUUUGUUUUUUUUUUUUUCCAACGUGCGCCUUGCUUCAGUCGGGCGCGCGCCUCGCCUUGCGCCUCAGGCUCCAGGAGGCAUUUGCGCUUUUGUGCGCCUUGAGCCUUUAACAACUAUGCCCAUUUGUUAUUCAUAUCUAUCACACACGUGCUUUAAUUUGCUUUGGUUUGCACUUUAUGUAUAUUGAUUUAGCUAACUCACUGAACAGGUAUGCUGGAGAAUUCUCUUUUUGAUAUUAUCUAGUUUAUAUUGCAUAUGUAAAAAUUUCAAUGACAUGCAUACUUAAAUAUGCAUUUCUAUUGCACAUGACUUUGUCUAUUUGUGCUUGCGCAUUACAAUAUGUAUUGCUUUUAGUUCUAAAGACUAUGCCAUCAGACUACGCCUUGAGCCUUCGACAACUGUGAGUUCCGCUAUGUUACAUGGAGUGAGGUAUGUGUAUCGGGUGUGGGUUCAUGUCUAAGUGUCAGACUCAAUCUUAGGACAUGCAAAAACGUGUCCAUAGAUUCGAUACAGAUAUACACAUAUUGCGCAUUUGAAUACUUUAGAUGUUGUACAACAGUAUAAAGUCUAAUGUUGUUGCAUUUUUAGAAUAUACUCAAUUAUGAUUUAAAUUAAAGACCAUGUAGUAAAAAGUGAUUUUCACCUAUUUCUAAAAUAGGGAGCUCUUAUCUACUAUCAAAUUUGAUAUUUUAAUUAAUUUUCACAAGUGAAAGAUUGAAGUGUCCAAUUUGGGUUUGGAUGUUGAACACAUAUCCAUACCAUGUUGUGAUGUGUUGAUACGAGUACGUAAAGGGAGGUAAGAGGGUCCAUGUAACUCUGGAUUUCAGUUGAUUGUAGUACUUACUUUUGAAGGUCACCCACAGGAUUUUCAUGGUUAAGGAUUUUUCAGUCAGCCUUAGCUGACAGGAUUGAGGCAGCUUUCCUAGCAGAGCUAAUCCCAAUCAGAUCUUCCCUUUAGGUCUUACUCAUCUUGUUCCAAUCAACAAACUUACUUUUCCUUUAGUCAAGAUAUUAUUAAAUUGAAGAGACUUCCCUAAUAAGUUUAUCAUUUAUAUAUUGUAUUUCAAAAGGGCUGAGGUUACAACUCGAACAAGGUGAAAGCUGUUGGAAGCAUUUUGGCCAAGAUCUUAUAUGUGAUGUUGCAAAGAGAGAUCUAGAGUGGGUGGUGGUUUCACAACUAUCAAUUUUGGGGAUCAAGAUGGAGAAUUCUGUUGUUAUCUCUGAAAUUUCUAGUUGACAUUGCUCAACUGAUCUUGCUAUGGAUUAUUUUGCAAUAGACAUUUGAAAGAAAAAAGGUCCGGGAACCAUCAGGGACCAAAGUUCAGUUAUAGGCAGGGUUUGUCAGUUGAUAUGUCAUUGCUAAACUGGUUGCUGAAGUCCUCCUGAACAUGGUUUUUGAGAACAUCGUGAUCAGAAGUCCAAUUGCCUUUAGGGUCCUUUAAAGUUUUCACUUUAUUUUCCCUUCUGCUGCUAAUGAUUUUCGAAAUAGACACCUCCUGUUUUACUCCCCACAAGUGAUCCACAUUACUCUGGACCUUUGAAGUCAGUCCAUUUCUUCUUGUUAGGGGAUCUUACUAUAAGAUUUCCAUGAAGUCUGUGUCUUCUUCCAAAAAGAUUUCCAAGGAAGUCUAAACAGCUUAAAACCUAGUAGUGAUUUUUCUCUUGUUUCUGAAAGAAUUACCAAAAUCAUUUCUGUUCCAUUCCUUCACUGUCUUCGGAAAGAAAUAAGAAGCUACUACUGAAUCAUUGAGGAUUUUUGGGAGAUCUGUUGCCAGGUUUUCUCAAGUAUUCCUUCAAAUUGUUCAUGGGCUGUCCAGGAAAUUUGAGCCGAAAGGAAUUUUUGUACUAGAUAUACUUGACAGUUGAUGAAAAGAGGGUUAGGGCUUAAUGAGUAUACCCAGGCAAAGGACUAUGAGUAUCUUAGUUCUGUUAUGUUUAGGAUAUGGAUUGCCGAUGACAUUGAAAAUGAAAGUAGGAUGAAGAUUUUUUUUUUUUUGAUAAGUGAAAAUUGGAUGAAGAUAGAAGCAAUUACGAAAAAAAAAUGCAAAGAUUUAAGGUAGGCUUUAGAUAUGCAUGUUGGUGAUAGAACACUAUAAUUUGUGCAUUUGUCUACUCUGUUUUUUGAGGAGUACAAGCAUCUCUGUUAAAAUUGCAGUCCUGAACUUGCAUAAGUUUUGACUCCGAUGAGAGUACUCUUAAUCAACAGUAUUGUACUGUCGAGGCAGAUUAUUUUUGGUCAAAAUGCUCAAAUUAGAGGAGACAUGCAUGUUGGUGAUAGAACGUGGGACAGAAGUCAGAAGCUACAGAAUCAUCGAGGAUUUUGGGGGUUCUGUUGCCAGACUUGCUCUACGAUUCCAUCAAAUUGUUCGUGGGCUGUCCAGGAAAUUUGAGGGGUGAAAGGAUUGUUUGAAUUAGACAUACUGGACAGUUGAUGAGGAGAGAGUUGGGACUUAAUGAGUAAUAACUAGACAAAGGACUAUUAUGAGUAUUUUAGUUCAUAGUUGACAGGGUGUUGUUUUUUUAUGUUGGGAUAAAGGCAUAUACUAUAUGAUUUUCCUUAUAAAUAGUUUGUGGAUGCACCUCGCAAGUGACAGUUUCUGUUUUAAUGUGAUUUUUUUUUUUUUUUUUCCCCAUAAAUUUUAAUGUGAUGUUUGUUAUAACAAAAUAGAGUAUUUAUUCUUUGAUGACCAUUGUGACAUUUGGUGACCUUCUACAUUUAGAAGUACUACCGAAAUGUUGUGGGUUUAUAUAUAUAUAAUAUGUCCAUUGCUGGUGCUUUCUAGUUAUUAAUUUUUUUUUUUU
Cornus florida is the source of this 3982-nucleotide messenger RNA. RefSeq lists its product as uncharacterized. Bases 16 to 924 code for a protein of 302 amino acids. NCBI's taxonomy places the organism in Eukaryota, Viridiplantae, Streptophyta, Magnoliopsida, Cornales, Cornaceae. The transcript has 3 exons. Gene Ontology annotation, molecular function: protein dimerization activity. The record is from RefSeq and is a predicted model, not a curated record.